Haplochromis burtoni (Burton's mouthbrooder) is the source of this 3661-nucleotide messenger RNA. It is a transcript of the gene atg10, whose product is annotated as ATG10 autophagy related 10 homolog (S. cerevisiae). The transcript is spliced from 7 exons. The coding region runs from base 1906 to 2727 and encodes 273 amino acids. The record is from RefSeq and is a predicted model, not a curated record. Gene Ontology annotation, biological process: protein lipidation; macroautophagy; protein modification by small protein conjugation. NCBI's taxonomy places the organism in Eukaryota, Metazoa, Chordata, Actinopteri, Cichliformes, Cichlidae. Gene Ontology annotation, cellular component: intracellular anatomical structure. Gene Ontology annotation, molecular function: Atg12 transferase activity.
GGAACCUACAGAGAUAAGAGCCUUAUGAGGAGAACAGCAUGUAGUCCUGUUGUCUGUAGCAACAAGGUACACAGUACACUACUGUGGUCCCUCAGAACUCAGAGGUUUCCCCCCUCUGAGCUUCAAAGUCAGCGCUGUAUACACACAACCACAUGUUGAUGCACCCUGUCCUCCUUUUAAUGAACUAUUCUCAGCUUUUCUCAUUUCAUGUUAGCAAUGCUGAUUCAACACAGCUGCCUGUUUUUGUGUUCACCAUAUCCCAUUAUGGAGCCUUAAGCCGUUUUUCCCUUGACCGUGUGGAAGUGCUGGUUCUGACUGAGAAACAAAGGACACUGCGCACUGAUUGGCUGCAAGUCAUUACCCAGUGGGCAUACCCAGGAGAAUUCUCUUUUCUGGCUCCUAGAAUGAGCUUCAUGUUCACUUUGAUAUCUGAAAGAUAAGAUCUGAAAUUCAGCACAUUCUCGUGAUGAACUGUCUCUUGUUUUCCCCCAUCGAAUCUGAACCUGUGGCUGUGAGUCACAUCAACAUCCAAGAGGCUACAAACCCCUGCAAGGACAGGCGUGCUCUACUGAACCAUGACUCAUAAACCCCCAGCCUCUUUCAUGCUUCAGCAGGGGAACACAAAGCAUGGCAGGGGCAGUCACAGGCCCCCCCGUCUGCACCACGUAACUAGCCCCCGGCCCAAGCUUGCUUGUGCUGUUGUUGGUGCUUCAGUCAAUGAGAAGAGUAAAGUUCUAACAUACAAAGCACUAAAGUUAGAUUUUUUUAUCUCAAGUAUUCAAGGAAGAGUGUGACAAAAAUAUAAUAAUCUCUCUAAUAAUUACAGUUAACAUCUGAAGAAACAAAUGAUCAAAAACUAUUCCAGCAGCUGAGACUCUCCAAAGAUCUGGGUGUGCUGGAUUGCCUGAAACAAACGAGCAGCAUUUUCCUCUUGUUUAGGCGCAUUGGGACAAAGUGGGCACUGCUGUUUGAAUGGGGAAAUAUCUCCAUACAGGUACAUGAAGACAUCUGUUACCUGAACUUACUGGAUUCAAAAAUCAGCUAUUAUUUUUUUCCAAUAUCACUUUUAGAAGGCCAUGCAAUUCAUUGUUCUUGUUGUCUGAACAAUAACUGGAGUCCCACUUUACAACGUAAACGUUAGAGGCGGGUGGAUCGGUCCAACUUCGCUUUCAUCCUUCAAAUUCAGUAUGUAGCCCGCUGAACUGUGUUAAUUAUUUCUUUGAAAAAAUAAACCUCAAACAUGCACUACAAAAAAUUUCCAAACCCUUUUGUGGGCUUUAGAGACAGAAACAUUUACAUUCCAGGUCACCAAAAACCCAGUUUCAAAACACAUGACAAGCUGAAAGGUGCGUUUUGUUGUGUUAACUAAUUAUUCUGCAAAGUAACAAUGACAGUGAUAUAGUGGUGAACAAAAUGUGCUCAGAAUUUGCAAAUUGAGACUUAAUCUGGUAAGUGAUGGCACACCACUCUCCCCCAAUCAGCUGCCUGAAUAACUUACAAUUAUUGGUACGGAUAUCGGCAAUAGUGGCCCUGUGUUUACUUGGUAUUGGAUCGAUACCAAAAUGUGUAGUGUGGCGCUGCACUACCGUGGAUGAGGGAAAGUGUGAAUGUAGAGUGUUUUUGUUGAAAUGUCCAGGCAAGUACAUACAUGUUAAAUGACACGAUAUACGUGUUCACAUAACGUCAGUUAACGCACAACUUCAGGCUUUCAUUUCUACAUGAUAAUCCUUCAUAAUUAAACAAUAAGGACAAGUUGUCUGAUGUCCUGUGAUCGUUAUGAAGCUACAAAUUUAAAUCACACAUUAAGUUUCUGUACAAAGUAUCGGAUCGGAAAGGAAAUCAGUGGUGUCGCACAUCACUGUGGCAUAAAUAAUAAAUACGUUUGCAGCAACGUCACUCGGUGCCAUGACAGAAAGCGGUAGGAACUGUCGUAAAACGGAUGUGGCAGUUUCGUACGGGACCCGUCGCGCAGUGCUGUGCUUGAUGAGCGGGUGUGCGCUGAAUGAAAAGGAGUUCUUUUCCUGCUGUCAGCUCCUCCUGCAGCAGUCUGAGCAUCUGAGAGAUGGCUGGAGCUGGGAGGCAGUCCAGGGUUCAGAAGAGGGCUACCUCAGGAAGACUGUUCUCAGGUCAGUCGUAGCUGACUGCUGUGAUGCACAGAAACAGAAGGAAGCUGCUUCAGUUUCCCCUAUUUUCGCUCACCCCAUCCAAGAACUGCAGCAACAGGAAAGGACGCAGCCUGUUGUUGCUACCCGUUUUCAUUCUGAUGGCAUCACAGGCGACGGCGGUGAUGAGGACGAUGCGGUCUGCAUGCUGUCUGAAGGCAGCAGCCACGUGCUUCAGUACGAGUAUCACAUCCUGUACUCUUGCAGCUACAGUGCUCCUGUGCUGUAUUUCAGAGCUUUCACCCUGGAGGGUCGGAGUCUGAUGUUAGAGGACGUGUGGAGCUCUGUUCAUCCAAACUUCAGACACUGCCUUCAGAACAGUCCUUUGACUGCAAUCACUCAACAGGAGCAUCCUCUGCUGGGUCAGCCUUUCUUUAUGCUCCACCCCUGUAGAACGGAGGAGUUCAUGAGGCCUGUGCUGCAGGAGGCUCAGGAACAGCCCAGGCCAGUGAACUAUGUGUUGUUGUGGCUCAGUGUGGUGGGUCCUGUGGUGGGUCUGGACGUCCCUCUGAAGUACUGCACCCAGCUCCAUCCGUCCUCUCCCAGCAGCAGUGAGCCUGACUAGAGCUACAGCGCUCUGCUUCAGAUCUGAUGACCAGCACCGUGGAGACGGGAGGCGGCUCUGUGUGCGACAUUUUGCAAGGAAGACUUGCAAAUGAGUGACAUCUCCCCCGUCUGGGGAGAGUUUGGACCAGUGUUAGAUAACGCUCUCCACUUCCAUCAUCAAAACAUGGAAUAUCUUACAGAAGAAUCGCGGCCCAUCUCUCCACUACAGAUCCAUAGACAUGGAGAAUCAGUGGCACAUGGCGGCUUGAACUCGUAGUGAAAUGCUCUUUUUCCUUUAAUUUGACCACUGUCAAAAUCAGCGUUUUGAUUAGAUACCAACUCCGUGCUUUGGAGAGAUGCCCUGUGCUAUUAAUACAUUUAAUAUUUGUGUUGAUGUAAUGUAUACAAUACAUAUUGUGCUAGAAUUUAGACUCAACUGUGCAAAAUGUAAUAAAAACAUAAUCCUGGGAUUUGCAGACCUCAUUGAAAUAAUACAAAAACAAAACGAAACCAAUCAAGACCAUUUUGAAAUGCAUUUUGUACAUUUUAUACCAGCAAACAUUUCAAAAGAAGUUGGAGGAGAGUUAAGAGAAGUUGUAUAAUGCUGAAAGAAACACCUGGUGGGAAAUCUCCAAUUGGUGGGCGUGGCCGAGUAUUCCACAGAAUCUUUCUGAGUGGGAAAACAGUUCAACAUUUGAUUCUUUUAAAUAUAGUCAGUACAGUAAUAUGGUCAGCUGAUGGUGGUGAGUUUUCAACAGAGCCACAUCAGUGUAGCCUGUGAGAUAUUUUUAUUAUAGAUGUACAUUAGCGUGACACGGGAAAUGUUUAAUCCAUCGGUGCAAGUGCAGAACACCUUUCUGAAUAAAUAGUUUGUAUUUUAAUGAUAAUUAUGUAACUAUUCAAGUUCUAUUUAAGGUUUUUUGUUUGCUGCUUAGUGUUCUGGAAAGUAAGAA